AUGUCAAGAGGUCCACUGCCGUCCAGGUUGUGUCUCCUCUCAGACCUACCAUCUAAACCAGCAGGCGAAAAAGUCCGGUUUCUGGGAUGUGUCACUUCCUACUCGACAGACUCAGCUGUGCUUACCCUAGAGCACGGCUUCCCCAAAGGAUCCAAUGUUAGUGCAUCGAUUGACGUCCAGCUCUUGCUCGGAACAAUCACGUCGGAGCAGACUAGUGUUGGCGAGUGGGUAAAUGUUGUUGGCUAUGUUACACCUACUUCUUCGGGAACGCGGGCCAAAGGAGCAUCCCGCGAGCCGCAGAACGUGGCUAUUCAAGCGCUGUUACUCUGGUCUACCGGGCCCCUCAAUCUUCAGCGGUACGAAGCGUCUUUUGCGAAAACAUGA
Messenger RNA from Colletotrichum truncatum, 384 nucleotides. RefSeq lists its product as uncharacterized. Lineage: Eukaryota; Fungi; Ascomycota; Sordariomycetes; Glomerellales; Glomerellaceae. Gene Ontology annotation, biological process: telomere capping. Gene Ontology annotation, molecular function: single-stranded telomeric DNA binding. Gene Ontology annotation, cellular component: CST complex. The record is from RefSeq and is a predicted model, not a curated record.